AUGGCUUCUUCAAAAGACGACGGAAUUUCCGAUGAUAUGGAGAUAAGUGUGGUCGCAGAUACACCAAACGUGGCAUCGACGGAUACGCCAUUUUUACCUCCUGCAGGUACUUGGGAUGUUGGAGAUAUUCUCCCAAAGAAAGAUAAGAAAUGUAUGAUCUUAGGAAGUGAUCAGGAAUGGCAUGAAGAUAAAGGACCAUCUCAUUAUGUUUUGGACUUUGACCGCGCUCUAGGCAUCAGUGGCACAGAGUUUUACAGGAGGAAUGAGUACUGGUCUGGAUACAGAAAGGAACUGGAAGUUGACGAGUGUAUAUGUGGAUAUAUACGUUGGGAAGAGUCAGCCUUGGAUCAGGAAUGGAACAAAUACAAAAUAAGUAGCGAAGAUGAAAUGAAGCUCAGGACAUUUGUAGAGAGGAUGUCGAAAGGGAACGUAAAACCAACAAAUGUGGUUUGUUUUGCGUUAGGAUCUCUGCAUCGUCCCAAUCCCCCGCGAAAAAGAUCUUUCGAGCAGUUGGCAGUGCUUUUGAAACUCAUGGAGAUUUUAGGCAGGUAUUUCGCAUUCAAUUGGUUAAAAAUGAAUGCUAACACACUCGCAGAGAUCCCUCCGAACGCUAGGAAAGCGAUGCAAGAUCCAGAUUUUAUUCGUCGAGAUGCGAGAUUCUUCGCAAAAUUUGGGCUUGAAACGGUGAUGGAUCCUCAAGGAUUCGAUGCCAUUAACGAAGAAACACUGGUCUUUCAUGUCGGUGGCUAUCGCUAUAUAGACGAAAGAGCUAUAGAUCGACCUUGGCCUGCGAUGUUCAUCAACAUAUGGAAGUUGUACGACGAAGGCAAGAUAUUAUUGAACAAGAGCAAAGUCAGGAAGGCAAUCCUGAGAUGGUUCAACACUAUGAGAGGCAAACCGCAACCCACAACGCAGCGUACGGAUACACCUUCAAAAUUCAACGCGAGGGAAGAAAUCAGGAUCUGGUGGCAAGAUAAGAAGAGAAUCGCAAAGAUUCGCGAAACGUAUCAAGUAGAGAAGAUUCCUAAAGUGGGCACAUGCGACAGUAUGAGCCAAACUCAGCUCUUCUGCAGAAAAGAGAUGAUGGUACGAGGAAGCUUCUGGUGGUUGGGAUACGCAGCAAAACUGCUAUGGGCAAUUUUUAUGGACGCAAAUUAUGAUUGA
Sclerotinia borealis F-4128 is the source of this 1164-nucleotide messenger RNA. The record is from the annotation of a GenBank genome assembly. NCBI's taxonomy places the organism in Eukaryota, Fungi, Ascomycota, Leotiomycetes, Helotiales, Sclerotiniaceae.